AUGCCAAAACGCAAAAACGGAAAUUCCCGCCGCAGCAAAAAUCGGCUGCUGUCUCCUGACUCGGAUGAGUUGCUGCUCUCGCCUCGCGCUGCAGCAGCACCUGCUGCAGCAGACGCAGCAGCAGCAGCAGCAGCAGCAGCAGCAGAUGAAGCAACCCGCUGCGCCACCAGCCUCUCGGAGGAACCGGAUGCCCCGGCCUUUGAUCUGCAGCCGGCGCCCGCAGCACAUGAGGAGCAGCAGCAGCAGGAGCAGCAGCAGCAACUGCAGCAGCAGCAGCAGGAGGAGGAGCAGCAGCAGCAGCAGGAGCAGCAGCAGCAGCAGCAGGGAAAGGAAGGGAACGCUGAAGCUGACGAGCAAGAGGGAUGCGGCGCAGAUAACAGCAGCAAAAGUUCUGCUGCUACAGCCGAAGAGGAGGACAUGCAGCAGCAGCAGCAGCAGCAAGAGCUGCAGCAAGAGCAGCAGCAGCAACAACAAGAGCUGGAGGUUGCGGCUGUGGAGAGCACGCUGAGCACUGAAGACCUGCCGCCAGCCGCAGCAGCUGCAACAGCAAAGGCAGCAGCAGCAGGAGCAACAGCGACAGCAGCAGGAAAAGAGAAAGAGGAGCAGCAGCAAGAAGCCAAGAGUGAAGCAAAACAAGAAGCAAAAGAGACACUCAAAGCAGUGGAGGACAAGCAGCAGCAGCAGCAGCAACAGCAGCAAGAAGAGGCGCAAGAGCAGCAGCACGAAGCUCAGCAGCAGCAAGAAGCUCAGCAGCAGCAAGAAGCUCAGCAGCAGCUAGAGGAAGGGACGCUGCAGGAGCAAGAGCAGCAGCAGCAGCAAGAGCAGCAGCAGGAGCAGCUGCGCGCGAACUUGUCUAGCCCCGUGUCAGCAGCAACAGCAGCUACAGCAGCAGCAGCAACAGCAGCAGCAGCAACAGCAGCAGCAGCAACAGCAGCAGCAGAUGGCGAACUAGAGGAGGAGGAAGGGACUGUCGCUGAGGAGCGGCAAGAGGCUGCAGCAACUGAUGUCAUUGCUGCUGCAGCUGCUGCUGCUGCUGCUGCUGCGGAGCCUGAGGAAACUGCUGCUGCAGCAGCAGCACUGCCUCCCCUCGAAACUGCUGAUCUUUGCUGCUGCAAAUCCAUUGUCAGUGAUUUUUGUGAUGAUGUGCUGCAGCAGGAAGACAGCGUCUGCGGGCCCCGCAGCCGCAGCAGCACUUUUGCUGCUGCUGCUGCUACUUUUGGCCAGGAAAUCCCAGCAGCAAUUUGCAGCUAUGUGGAGCAGGCGAGGGAGCAGGGCCUCGACGAGGCUUGCUUCUCUUGCUGCAGCGAUGCUGCUGAGGGCUGCUGGCCCACCACCCGCUUGCUGCUGGAGACUCUUCUUGCUGCUGGUGCUGCUGCUCUCGCGCUGCUGCACAAGCACAGAGAAGGCAUAAUUAAUGGAGCAGCAAAUAUAGCAUCUUCCACCUGGGCGUGCUUCAAAGCGUGCAUGCCGCCGUGCGUGCGCAGCGGGCCGGAGGCGCAGCAAAGCGCUGCUGCUGCUGCUGCUGCUGCUGCUGCUGCUGCUCCGCGGGCCCUGCGCAGCCCCUGGAUUGCUGUGGGGAGUUCGAAAGAGAUUUGGGGCCUUUCAAAUGCCGAAUGGACCCGCAUGCAUUCGAGGCCAGCAAAUGAGGCCUUCUUUGCUGCGCUGCAGUCCGGCGUCAGCUACGCAGACCCUGCUGAGGCCCUAGAGGCCUCUACUGCAGCAGCAGAAGCAGCAGCAGCAGCAGCAGCACCUGCACUUUACAGCGAGCUGCCGCAGCCCCGCCCCAUCGCGACCAUUAAUAUUUUCUCUCGCCGCCAGAACAGCAGCAGAUGA
Molecule: messenger RNA, 1833 nt
Organism: Eimeria tenella
Lineage: Eukaryota; Apicomplexa; Conoidasida; Eucoccidiorida; Eimeriidae
Exons: 5
Coding region: 1-1833 (610 amino acids)
Source: RefSeq, a predicted model, not a curated record